This is a messenger RNA of Syngnathus typhle (broad-nosed pipefish), 4210 nucleotides long. It is a transcript of the gene emsy, whose product is annotated as EMSY transcriptional repressor, BRCA2 interacting. Bases 262 to 3942 code for a protein of 1226 amino acids. Gene Ontology annotation, biological process: regulation of DNA-templated transcription. NCBI's taxonomy places the organism in Eukaryota, Metazoa, Chordata, Actinopteri, Syngnathiformes, Syngnathidae. The record is from RefSeq and is a predicted model, not a curated record. Gene Ontology annotation, cellular component: nucleoplasm. The transcript has 20 exons.
UUCGCAAAGGAGAAAAAAUAUAUCCCACGAAGAAGCAGGCGUCAUCCAGUUGGGCUAAUCUCAGCUAGCAGACAACGUAAACAUUAGCAUAUAAUUUGACUUUUAACGUCCCUUUUCGGGCGCAUUUGUCGCUUUGGUUUAACCGGGAAUACCAUUGCUAUGCAGCGGCUUGGAUAAAAAGCUACCCUCCGCUAUGGGUGUUGACAUUCGUGCAUUUUUAACGCUGCCGAGGCCGUGAGUUUGUCCUGCAAACGAAAGCUCAUGAUUCAGCUGGAGAAACCGGUGCUGACUGGGACCAUGCCAGUGGUCUGGCCCACCAUCCUUGACCUGGGCAGGGAUGAGUGCAAAAGGAUACUGCGCAAACUGGAGCUGGAGGCCUAUGCUGGCGUCAUCAGCGCCCUGCGAGCUCAAGGAGACCUGACCAAGGACAAGAAGGAUCUGCUGGGAGAGCUCACCAAAAUCCUCAACAUCUCAACCGAGCGCCACCGCGCCGAAGUCCGCCGGGCCGUCAAUGACGAGCGCCUUUGCACCAUCGCGUACCAGCUUCUCCCCAGCAUGGCGGGCCAGAACAGCUCGUCCGAGUGGUCCAUCGAGGGCCGCCGGCUGGUCCCGCUGAUGCCCAGGCUGGUCCCUCAAACAGCGUUCACCGCCACGGCCAACGCGGUCGCCACCGCUACAGCCACUCACAACGCCUCCAUGCAGUUGCCGGCUGAGACGGGGAACAAGGAAGUGGUGGUGUGUUAUUCCUACACGAGCACGACAUGCACCUCGAGCAGCUCCACGGCCGCCAGCGGCGCCACGCGGACGGCCACCAAGUCCCCGCGGCCACCCAGCCCGUCGUCCAGCGUGGUGGUGCUACCCAGCGGGAGCACCGUCUAUGUCAAAAGCGUGAGCUGCUCCGACGAGGAUGAGAAGCCGCGCAAGCGACGGCGCACCAACUCAUCCAGCUCGUCGCCGGUGCUGCUGAAGGAGGUGGCUAAAGUGUCGCCGCCCGUGGCCAAGCACAUCGCGGCGCCGGUGGUGAGCGGCAGCCCCAAGAUGAGUAACAUCAUGCAGAGCAUCGCCAACUCGCUGCCGCCACACCUGUCGCCGGUCAAGAUCACCUUCACCAAGCCCACCAUCCAGACCACCAGCACUGCUACGCAAAAGGUCAUCAUCGUGACGACGUCGCCCAGCUCCAACUUUGUGCCCAACAUUCUGUCCAAGUCCCACAACAACGCCGGCAUGUCCAAGCUGGCCUCCAGCACCAUUUUGACCACGCCCACCCAGAAGCAGACGGUGGUCUUCCCGGCGGCCACUUCCAGCCCCUCGGCAACGCCCGCAAUCACCGCCGCGGUCUCUUCCGCGGCCGUCAUGUCCGCCGUCUCCACCUGCGCCGCAUCGGCAGGGGUGAAGGUGGCUUCGGCCAGGCUGCCCUCCCCCAAGACCCUGGUCGGCUCGUCCCCGCAGAUCCUCAGCCAGUUCCCCAAGCAGCUGCAGGCGUCAGCGAUGGGGGCUUCUGGCGUGGGCCAAGCCCACGCCUCCGCCGCCUCGCCGGGCCCCAAGCCCACCAUUCAGAUCAAGCCAGAAUCUGAAACCUUCCCACGUCUUGUUGGUUGGCCUUUUGCGUGCGCAGGGGUGAAGAUCAUCACGCAGCAGGUGCAGCCCAGCAAAAUCCUGCCCAAGCCGUCGUCGGUGGCUCUGUCCGGCGGCAGCUCCUCGCCCAUCAUGGUGGUCAGCAGCAACGGAGCUAUCAUGACCACCAAGCUGGUCACUCAACCCACAGCCACGCAGGCCACCUACACGCGGCCCACCGUCACGCCCAACCUCGGCGCCCGCAUCUCGGCCUCGGCCGGCGGCGCCACCUACGUCAAGACCACCGGCGGCAGCAUCAUCACGGUGGUGCCCAAGUCCUUGGCCACGUUGGGCGGGAAGAUCAUCAGCAGCAACAUUGUGUCUGGCACCACCACAAAGAUCACCACCAUCCCCAUGUCGUCCAAACCCAACGUGAUCGUGGUCCAGAAGACCAGCGGCAAGGGGGCCACCAUCCAAGGGCUGCCUGGCAAGAACGUGGUUACCACGCUGUUGAACGCGGCGGGGGGCGAGAAGAGCCUGCAGGCCGUCUCGGGGGCCAAACCGGCCAUCAUCACCGCCGGCAGACCCAUCACCAAGAUGAUCGUCACGCAGCCCAAAGGCCUGAGCGCCGGUGCCCCGUCUACCGCCACUGCCAAGAUUAUCCCCACCAAGAUCGUCUACGGCCAGCAGGGCAAAACGCAGGUGCUCAUCAAGCCCAAGCCAGUGUUCCAAGCGACCGCGGUGAGCGAACAGACCCGGCAGCUGGUCAGCGAAACCCUGCAGCAGGUCACCCGCUCGGCCGACGUCAGCCAGGUUCAAGAUGGCGCUGCCAAGGACGAAGGCGCCGCCCCCGCGGAAACCGGCGGCUCAGUUGGGGAAACCUCACACGCGGACACACAGGCGGUGCUCCACGUGGCGGCCUCCCGAGAUCACGAGUGGACGGAGCAGGAGGUGUCGGUGGAGUCGGCCCCCGCCAUCUACCAGGAAGUGACCGCCAUCGAUUCCCAGUCGGCCGCGUCCACCAUUAAAGCUCUGCUGGAGCUGCAGCAGAGCUCAGUGAAGGACAAGGCUGAGCCCAAACCCAAGCAACAGCACACGCACAUCGACCUGAGCCAGAUGGCCGUGCCCAUCCAGCUGGCCCAGGAGAAGAAAAGCGGGCCAGAGUCGUCCAGGCCGCCUGGCCCCGAGGCCGAAGCGAGGGCCGACGCCCCGGCGGCAGGUAAAGCCGGUGGGCCGGCCGCGUCGACGGAGGAGGAUGCUGCCGCGACCCCGUCCCCCGCCGAUACCUCAGAAAGCGUCCGUCAGGUCGUCAUGGCUACCAAGCCGGUUGCUGCGCCACCUGUAACCACGGCGACGCACGUCAGCGUCAGGCCCUCCGAUGGUAAAAGCGAGUCCUUGUUGGAGGUGAGCGAGCUGGAAGGCGACACGCUGGACCCUCAGACAGGCUUGUUUUACCGCUCCGGCAAUCAGACGGAUGCCCCCAAGCCAGCCCCCCACGCCACUCCGCAGCCCCCGGCCGCCGGCAGCCAACCGGAGGGCACCGCUCAACCUCCUCCUCAACUGCAGAGUAAACCUCAGCUCAGCCAGCCUCCUUCCUCCUCCUCCUCUUCCUCCUCGUCUUCGUCUACGACGUCACCGGCCAAGAAGCUCCCCAAACUGCGAGAGCAGAGUCCGGCCAAGUCUCAGGGCGCUGCCACCUCGCCCGUCACGCCGCAGCUGCCCAAAUUGCAACAGGCGCCCACGUCGCACCACCGGCCGCUGCACGCGCCCCUGUCGCAGCCCCCGCCCCUGCAGGCACACCACCCGGUCAGCACCGACAAGUUAACGGCAAGUGUCGUGUCACGUGUUGGAGCGCAGCUGCCAAUCAUCACGCAGAGUGCCACUGUCACCAAAAUCACCUUCGGAAGCACCCUCCACCACCAACAGCAGCAGCAGCAGAAGCAGAAGCAGCAGGCCGCUCACGUGGCACCGGUUCCAAGCGGGGAGGUGGAGCUGGCGGGCGAGUCCAGCGCGGGGCCGGCGGCGGACGAGGAAGCGUCAGUGUCUGACAUCCUGAAAAUCUCCAUGAUUGAGGCCCAGAUCGACCCCAGCACAGAGCCCGUGCUGGUGGACUCGUCCGCCGACCGGCCCCCCCUGGCGCAGGCCCUGGAGGCCAAGCGAGCGACUACCGCCCAACACUUUGCCAAAGAGCACCUGGAGGUCAUUCAGGUGAUCCCACAGUACUCGAUCGUGCCGGACUCGAGCCAGUCCAACGUGGUGGUGGAGCCCAGCGGCUUCCUGGAAAUCACCAACUACACCAGCCAGCAGCUGGACGACGACGACGAAGACGACGACCCCGCCGAGCACGACGUGGACAGCGGCAAUGACGCGGGGCCCCCCACACCUUAGACCGGACCUCGCCCCCGUCUUCUCGACACCCACUUUGAUACAGAGUACGUUGGACUUUUCUAUCCACUCGCUUUUUAAUUCUCUCACCAAGUUUUCAUAGGAAGCGACAACGGUGCAAAAUAGUGUUGCAAAAGAAGGAAUUGUGUUUCAGUUUUUGUAAGAUACAGUACCAAGAAGUCAUCUUUUAGUGUUUUAACUUUUUCUUUUGUACCUUUUCAAAGUUGUCCAGGAUUGGUCUGAUCUCCAAAAUAAAUGAUUUAGAAAUUCA